Messenger RNA from Mobula hypostoma (lesser devil ray), 4039 nucleotides. RefSeq names its product mitochondrial genome maintenance exonuclease 1 (gene mgme1). Gene Ontology annotation, cellular component: mitochondrion. The record is from RefSeq and is a predicted model, not a curated record. Bases 1 to 1416 code for a protein of 471 amino acids. The transcript has 6 exons. Gene Ontology annotation, biological process: mitochondrial DNA replication. NCBI's taxonomy places the organism in Eukaryota, Metazoa, Chordata, Chondrichthyes, Myliobatiformes, Myliobatidae. Gene Ontology annotation, molecular function: single-stranded DNA exodeoxyribonuclease activity.
AUGCAGCGACCGGGCGGUUCACAGGGCCUGGCUCUACUAUUGGUCCAGCGCACCAUCAAUCAACCGGAGACAGCGCCGGUAGGGUGGGGAAAAAAGUAUAUUGGGAAUUUGCCCGCCCUUUGUGUACCUCAGGCAGUGGGUUACCCACGGGAUGCUGGACAUCUUGAGCAAAGGCAUAUAAGGUGCCCGAGUAACCCAGCGGAUCAGUACCUGUUGCCUGACCUGCUGCGUUACUCAGGCAAUGGUUUUCCGCCCGGACCCGGGCCGUCCCUUCUGUUGGUCGGGGCGGGAGCCCCGGCUUUGCCUUUGUAUUCGCGGGCGAAUGAAGAGGAUCUGACUGGUUCCUCCCAAUCACACUGGAGGAUGAAUUACUUCGGGGUGCUGAGUCUUGCUACCUGUGGAAUGGCCAGGGGUUCUCUGAAACAGUGCAAUGGUGCACUCCUGAAAGAGCUGGUAUCCUUACAACACAGUUACUGUACUUCCCUGUGCCUCCAUUGCCAGAAAAAGGACCAAAACAAAUAUGAGAAAGAAGACCAUAAGAAAUAUGCCUCCUUGGUCCGCUCUGUUGUCUCGACGAGAGUCAGUCCGCAGACUCCUGAGACCCUGCUGGGAGAGGAUGCCCUUUUGUAUGGACCUGUCAUCAAAUCAAAGCCGGCUAGGGAAGAGCCGGCACCCGAGAGCCUCCUGAAUCUGCCUCCGUUCCUGAACGGUGAACGGCGCUGUCCUGAGCGUGAGCCAGAAGCUGUUGUCCAGCCACCGCUGAGGAUUCCUCUGCAGAGGAACAGCACCAUGGCCAGGCUGCCCAGCGUGACGCAGAUCCUGCGGCUGACCAUGAGCUUGGAGCAAGCCUUUUAUCUGGAAAGAUGGAGACGGAGGAUGAUGAAGGAGUUGGGCCCAGAUGGCUUUAAAGCGUACACUGAAAACAUUCUCAGUCGAGGGCAGCUUUUCCAUUCUGCUUUAGAGGAUGCUCUGCUGUCAUCCAAAAUUCCGCAGACCAGCAAUGAGGAUGUAGCAGGGUACCUGCAAAGUGUAAAGAGUGUCCUGGAAGACGUUAAAGGAACCAGAGUAUUGGAGAGUGCGGUGAAUCAUCUGCCUUUACACUAUGUAGGCCUGGUGGACUGUGUGGCUGAGUAUCGGGGCAAGCUGUGCGUCAUUGAUUGGAAAACCUCGGAGAAACCAAAGCCUUAUUUUCGAAACACCUUCGACAACCCGCUGCAGGUGGCAGCGUAUGCUGGGGCCCUCAACCACGACAACAACUAUGACUUCCAGGUUGAGCAGGGACUAAUCGUGGUGGCCUACAAGGACGGCAGGCCGGCACACGCACACUUCAUGGAGCCAAAGCUGCUUCUCACUUGCUGGCAGAGGUGGCUGCUUCGGCUGCAGAAGUACCAGGAGAAGAUUGGCACUCCCACGUGAGAGGAGCGAGUGACUGGGAAACCAACACCAUGGCUCGGUCCCCAAAGUGACUCCUGAUACAGCACGAGUCAAAUCAUUAAAUAUAAUCGAGAACAAGUUCGAGAUUUUUCUGAGAGGUCAAGGGAUAUGGAGAGGUAGCAAGAACAGGACAUUUGGAUGAAUAGCCACAGUUAUAUUGAAUGGUAGAGCAAGCUUGAAGAGCUGAAUGGCCUACUCCUGUUCCUGUUUCCCUAUUACAUCAGUUCUAGGGUACUUUGAACCAGCCUGAGCAUGUGAGGAGACAGAUAUCAAACCAUGUCUUUCCAUCUGUUGACAGCACUAUUAUUACUAGCAACCUUCCCUAUGUACCGUUUCUAUUACUGUAUCCUCGACCAGCAGUCACCAUGAACUGUUAAGGUUUGGUGACAUCAUUGGUGGAUAUAGACUGAAGCCCAAGACUCAGUCGUGGAGUAGUUGCAGCAGCCCACCAAAUCCACUGCUGUCAAAACGGUAAUAAAUAGAUGUUUAUCUGACUGGCAAAGCAGAAGAACACAUACUUCAACGUCUCUGCUUUUAUUAGGGGCAAGGUUUGUCAGUGUAAGUGAAGUGUAAAGAAACUGCUUUAUGAUGUGUGCCCUGAAGCAAUCCAAACACUUUCAGCAGAAAGACAAGGAAAGGGCCGCUGAGCCUAAUGAGACCAUACCAGCUCUACGUGAGACCAAUCCAUCCAGUCCCAUUCUACAACCUGUCCCCAUAACCCUGGAGAUGGUUUCCUGUUAGAUGUAUCUUGCUCUACAAUUGAAGCGGCCACUACUGUGUCUACUGUAUUCAUAUCCUGAUGACUCACUGCAUAAAGUUGUCUUCUCUUAUCACUUGAUUCAUUUGUCUUUCAUUUUCAAUCUGUACUCAGUGGUCACUUUAUUAGGUGCCUCCUGUAGCUAAUGAAGUGGUCACUGAGUGAAUGUUCAUGGGCUUCUGCUGUUAGAGUCCAUCUGCUUUGACAUUCAACAUGUUCUGCAUUCCAUGAUGCUCUUCUGCCCACCUCUGUUGUAAUGUGUACUUGUUUGAGUUACUGUCGCCUUCCUGUCAGCUUCAGCUAGUCUGGCCAUUCUCCUUUGACCUCUUUCAUUAACAAGGCAUUUUUCACCCACAGAACUGCUGCUCACUGGAUGUUUUUUUGUUUACUGCAUCAUUUUCUGUAAACUGAAAAGACUACUGUGCAUCAAAAUUGCAGAGGAUCAGCAGUUCCUGAGAUACUCAAACUACCCCAUCUGGCACCAUGGUCAAAGUCACUAAGAUCAUGUUUCGUCCCCAUUCUGAUGUUUAGCCUGAACAACCGAACCUCUUGACCAUAUUUACAUGCUUUUAUGCAUUGAGUUGCUGUCACAUGAUUGGCUGAUUAGAUAUUUGCAUGAAUGAGUGGGUGUACAGGUGUACCUAAUAAAAUGGGCUUUGGUGUAUGUCCAGGUUUGUUGAUGGCAUGGAACUGGGUGGCAGUGUGAGCUAGAGGAGGAUGCAGCAAGGCUUCAUGACGUGGGCAAGCUAAGUGAACGGGCAGGGAUAUGGCAGACAGGAUAUAAUGUGAAAAAAUGAGAAAAUCUGUGAAUAUUGGUAGAAACAACUAUGAAGAUGGGUACAUUGUAAAUGGUGAGAGGCUGAAAGAUGUUGAUGCACAGAGAGACCUGUACACAAGUUAUGUUGAAGUUGUGUAAGACAUUGGUGAAGCCUGAUUUGGAGUAUAUGUGCUGUUCUGUUCAUCUAACUACAGGAAAGAUAUUAAUAAGAUUGCAGAGAAAAUUUACAAGGACUUGAGGACCCGAGUUAUAGGGAAAGUUUGAUUAGGUUAGGACUUUGUUUCCUGGAGUGUAGAAGAAUAAGGGGUGAUUUGAUUGAGAGAUAUAGAUAGGGUAAAUGCAAGCAGGCCUUUUCCUCCAAGAUUGGCCGGAAUUAAAGGUCCUGGGUUGAGGGAAAAAAUCUUCACUCGGGGUGGCGAGAGUAUGGAACAAGCUGCCAGCGGAAGUGGUGGAUGCGGGUUCUGUUUCAGCAUUUGGAUAAGUACAUGGAGGGCCGUGGUCACCCAGACUAGGCAGAAUGGCAUGGACUGUAUCAGCUGUAGGUCCUGUAGUACUCUGUCUCUAAUGCACUGGCACAGCAAGCUUGUAGGUAAUUAAAUAGGGUGUAGACCUUUUUGCACGAGGAUUUGAGUAGAAGAGUAAGCAUGUGUUAAUGCAAUUAUGACUCCCUGGUGGGACCACAUCUGGAACACUGUGUGCAGCUCUAGGGUUUCUACUGGGAGGAUAUACCUGUGAUGGAGGGAGUCCAACAAGGAUUCAUCCCUGAGAUGGAGGGUUUGUCCGACAAGGAAAGGUUAGUAAGACUAGACCUAUACUGUUCAAAAGUCAGAAUAGGGAGAAGUGAUCUCAUUGAAACACAAAGUUCUUACAGGACUUGACAGUAGAUACAGGGAACAUAGAAUAGUACAACACCGGACAGGCCAGUGGUCCAAUCCUGAUGCCAAUGUCCUCCUCUUGUGUAUUAUGCAUAUCUCUCCACUCCCUUCACAGUCACAUAUCUAUCUAAAAGUCUAUUAAACUCCACCAAGCUGCCUGAUUCCACUACCGCCUCCAGUAACCUAUACCUAUUC